AUGAAAUAUGGAAUAAGAGUAGAGAUAGAAAUGUCUACACAACAACAGCAACAGCAACAACAACAAGAUGUUGAAAUGUCAUCAGUCGUACCACCACAUGAACAACAAAAACCAAUAAACUCACAGCUUGCCAAUGUGAACAAAAAUGUAUUAAAUAAGUCUGCUGGUGAGAGUGGUACUCAGUCGAUAACACAGAGCAAAGAUUAUCAUUACCUCCCGACUAUUGAUGUUCAAUACGAUUGGCAACUCUACUUGCAAUCGGAGAGCGACUGUUUCUGGCUCACCUACAGAGAUCAAUUGAAUCACUCUGUACACUCUUCAGUACGAACAACCAAACUCUCAAAAGACAACUACAAAUUGGAGACUGAGAACAAUUUCACAAUUGAAUCAUCUGCUGUAACUAUCGAUAAAUACUUUAAUUUACAGAUUACAUCACUAGGUGUUUCCUCUGAAGGUAGUGUAGUUGCAUACGGUUCGUCAGAUGGUAUUCUUGAGAUUAUGGAAACUGAAACUGGUCAUGUCAGAAGAAAAUUACAAGGACAUGCAGGUGAUGUUGACGUCGCAAAAUUCUUCCCAAGUGGAAAAGUAUUAUUGAGUGGUGCUUCAGAUGCAAGAUUAAAGAUUUGGGAUGCCCUAGAGGGUAACUGUGCAACUACCCUCACUGGUCAUACCGGUGGUAUUACCUCUGCUUCAUUUGUUGAACGUGGUAGAAAUUUAGUUUCUACAUCUAGAGAUGGUUCAGCAAGACUGUGGGAUAUACCAACAGCCUCAACCAUUCAAACGCUUCAUACAAGUAAUAGACCAGUCAACGAUUGUUUUGUAUAUAGUUCAUGUAACAUGAGUGAUGACAAAGAUUUAGUUACUUUUGAUGAAAGAGAGUUUGGUACAGAUGGUAAACUUGUGUUAUUGGCACUCGAGGAUGGUUCACUCCUCAUCAAUGACAUUCGUUCCAACAAGAUAUUUUCACAGGUCAGUUCCACCAACCACAAGUCAGCAUUCAACUGUUGUGCUGUCUUGGGUAAUCAAAUAUAUGGUGGUGAUGAAGAUGGUUGUAUAUAUCAAUAUGAUAAACGUAAUUUAGAUAAACAACUAUCAAUUUUCCAAUUUUGUAAAUCACCUAUUCAACAACUUAAAAUCGAUCCAAAUGGAUCAGAGAAGCUGUUAUGGUGUACUGCUGCUGAUGGUAGUGUAGUAGCAGUUGACAUGUCCAAGCAAGUCAUCGCUAGAUCUUUGUCUGGUAUUGACACUGACAUAGUUACUGCACUGGAUUUCUCAAUGAAUCAUGCAUUUACAACUACAAGAGAUCCAUUCAUAAGAAUUUAUGAUUUUUAA
Molecule: messenger RNA, 1332 nt
Organism: Heterostelium album PN500
Lineage: Eukaryota; Evosea; Eumycetozoa; Acytosteliales; Acytosteliaceae
Product: WD40 repeat domain-containing protein
Exons: 6
Coding region: 1-1332 (443 amino acids)
Molecular function (GO): protein binding
Source: RefSeq, a predicted model, not a curated record